AUGGAUCUUGAUCCAGAGUUUGCUGUUUCUCUCUUUUGGGAUGCCCAAAACGCCCAACUUCUGUCUCAUCAGAUAUGCAACUUGAUGGCCAAUAUUGAAUCUUCGUUGAGAACCGCUGACGAGAGAUAUUACCUCGCCAAAAAGAAGGUUGUCGUAGGAAAUUCGAGCCUUGACUUCAUCUCUCAGCAUGGAGAAUAUCUUCAUCAGCAAGGUUUCGUUGUAGUCGAUGCACCCGAGCAAGAGCGUGAUUGCAUCAUCGAACGAGCUUUUGACGCUGGCAACAUCAUACUGGAUGAAAUUCUAGGUCAAGUGUUGGAGAAAGAGUUGUCUCGAAACGUACUAAUCAUCUCCGGUAAAUCAGAUUUUAUUACAACAUUAAAAAUGUUGGAAAGCAAUGAGAGGAAUACGCUUAUAGCUGUUGACGAGGAUGCAAGCCCAGAUUAUAUAGGGACGGCACAGCACGCAUGGUUAUGGGAUGAUAUGGCGACUCGAGCAGCAAAGUUUAUCCAUUAA
Molecule: messenger RNA, 513 nt
Organism: Thlaspi arvense
Lineage: Eukaryota; Viridiplantae; Streptophyta; Magnoliopsida; Brassicales; Brassicaceae
Source: the annotation of a GenBank genome assembly